This is a messenger RNA of Phytomonas sp. EM1, 2805 nucleotides long. The record is from the annotation of a GenBank genome assembly. NCBI's taxonomy places the organism in Eukaryota, Euglenozoa, Kinetoplastea, Trypanosomatida, Trypanosomatidae.
AUGCCAGUUGUAUUAAAUAUAGAUGCGAACUCUAGUUAUGAGCCAACCGAAACUGAAAUAAUAGAGUAUGCGAAGUGGCUUGGUAUGAAUCUUCCCGAAGAUAGUCCAUUUCUUUGGAUUGCACGUGAGGGAUUGAAAGCACCACUUCCUGAAAAUUGGAAAGCUUGCCAAAGUGAUAAAGGUGAACUUUAUUACUUCAACGUCAAAUCUGGGGAAAGUAUUUGGGACCACCCGAUGGAUGAUUACUUUAAAACCCUAUUUAUAAAUGAAAAGAAAAAUCCAACACCUCGAAGUAUUUGUUGUGGUUCCAAGUGCGAACACGAUCAAGUUCAACCAACAACAAGCUCAAGAGCCAAGAGACGCGUUGAGGAAAUUUUGAGAGAAACAAUUCAUAAAGAAAAUAUUGAAUUAGAGUCCAAUUGCAACACACGCAAACUCAAUGGUUUAAAGUUUAAGAAAGAGCUUCCCAAAGAAACAGAAAAUGACUUGCGUGUUUCUGUUACCAAAAACGAGCUGGCAAGCUUAUCUGAAGGGAGCAAAAAUCAGAAUACUAAAUCAUGCGAUUUUCCUAAUGAGACAUUUACGGAAAAGCAAGGUAAAACAUCUCUACCUAUUCAGGCAAUAUCCUUAGUUGACAUUAAUAGUAUAAAGGAGUCAGCGAAAAUACAGAAGAGAUCAAAGGCCGAGAAUAUUCUAUCAGGUCCAGUAAAAUCAUCAUUGGAUAUGCCCAUUGAAGCAAAGGACAGCUGGAAGGAAAAUUCAUCAGACACAGGUAUGCAGGAAAUCAAUAAGUUUGCACUGUUUGAUACUACCGACCAAGAAAAGAGAAAAGAGACUCAUCAAAAUGAGCAGGAGUGUAAAAUACGAGAUUCAGAGGAGUCCGUUGAAGAGGAAAGACCAAAAUCCUUAUUUGCUUUUAAGAAAUUAGAUAUUGCAUUAAAAAACGAUCAAUCCAAAAUAGAAUCGGUGAUUAUCAGUGGACAAGAAGAAUUAAAAGGGGGGUCAGAUGCUCACGAGCCAGAGGAACCAAACAAUAUUAGAGAAUCCAUGAAGGGGAACCUAAUGUCGGAAAAGAAGAAGGCUAAUAAUGAAAAAUCCAAAGAUUUAGAAGUCCUUACUGGGGAGUUCAAUGCGGGACACAAAUCUAGGAGAAAGAUUGGCGCGCUAGAGCUGAAGGAAUUCCAAACUGAAAUACCAAAUAGCCUGAGAGAAUGUGCAUCAAAACUCCUUAACGAGUAUACAAAAGCGUAUACAUUGUUUUGCGAAAAAGUGUUUGAAUCAGAAAAUGAUUUUGUUUCUCGCACUACACAGCAGGAGUUAGAUAUGCAACGUAGACUAGAUUUCGAGUUAAUGCGACUCAAGCAGACUAAUGAGAAUAUCAUUAGAGAAGAGACUGAAAAGAUUUUAAAAAAAAUAAAGGAGAUCAGACAACAGCAUCAUGAUGAUAUUAAUACAUUGUAUGAAACUAAUCACACCGAGCUCCAAAAAUUGCUCCAAGAUAAUAUUGUGGAUAUUAAUACAAAAGGGACUAUAGAGAACGCAUCAAUGCCCGUACUUAAUAAUUCAUCUUAUGAAGUACCUCAGCUUGCAUUUGACACCUUAAAAGAAGAGUUGGAGAAGGGGUCUGAAGUACAACCCAAGUCAGCUGAACUAAAGUUAGCGGAACAGCAGGAAACACUCUCCAAGCCCCCGGAAUACUCGGUGCACAAUAAAGUGCUCAAGAGUAGCGAUAUUUCAUCUCAAGAAGGAAGGAGUAAAGAUUUUAACAAGAAAAGUGAAUGCUACAACACACGUAAAAUUCGCCCACUUGAUGAAACUAUAAUUUGCGCUACUUCCCCCGAAGGGAACUUGUGCGACUUAUCACUAUGCAACCAAAAUCAUGACCUAAAAUCUAUAAUUACAAAGUCAUUAAAGGAGGCUUUCGCUGAAUUUUACCCUAUUCCGUCUUCUCAAUCGGAGAAUAAUGAAAAAUAUCCUCCUACUGAUGUGUCCAGACCGAUUCAAUCUUGCUCACCCAGCAUCAUUAAUGGUGUACAAGGCCUUCACACUCCAAAAAUCACAUUUCCUGCAUUUUUUCAAGAACAUCAUGAACUGAUUCGGGCGGAGCGUCGUCAUGUGCGUGAAGGUUGGAUGUUUGUGACGAAUCAACGAAGAAAUAUUGAAGAGCGACGACGACAAUUAAGACAUACUCGUCACCAAUGGAAACAAGACGUUCUUGAUGCAAAAAAGGCUGGCGUAAAGUCAUCAUCAAAGAGAGGGCAGCUUCUUUUUAAGGUGCGCAUGGCGUUAGAAGAACAGGCUCAGGGGUUGCAGCACGACGAAUUUAUUCUUCAUGAUUCGGAGUCAUGGCUUCUUGCUAAGGAACAGAGGUUGAAAAAUCUUGAGCGCCAAAUUAAAGAUCAUGAGAAUCAUCAAUACGUAGAUGAAAAUUCUUCAACGAUUUGUAGCUUAGAUACUGCUGGGAUGGUAGCUGAUUUUUAUGGACCUCAGCGCGAUUUCACAGCGGAGCCUCUGAAGCCCAGUACACGUUCUUGUUUGGGUAGUAUUGCUAUGUUUGAAAAGGGUGUCGCAACACAAAUGAUGUCAAAGUCUCUAAGACAAAUUGAGAAGCGUCUAGAUGAGAUAACAACUAUUGUGAAACUUCAGAAUAAAUAUCAAAAUCCAUCAGCACCUUCGGUUGAUUACAAAAACAGCCUUACUCCUAAUUAUUCGGUGUCGCAAAAUUCACGACAUUGUCGUCAUAACUUCAAUACUCGUACGAAGGAGGCUAUCCCAAAACAAAUAAUUCACACUGUUCCAUUGUAA